This is a messenger RNA of Scheffersomyces stipitis CBS 6054, 1793 nucleotides long. RefSeq lists its product as uncharacterized. Lineage: Eukaryota; Fungi; Ascomycota; Pichiomycetes; Serinales; Debaryomycetaceae. The transcript has a single exon. The record is from RefSeq and is a predicted model, not a curated record. Gene Ontology annotation, molecular function: transmembrane transporter activity. The coding region runs from base 33 to 1643 and encodes 536 amino acids. Gene Ontology annotation, biological process: transmembrane transport. Gene Ontology annotation, cellular component: fungal-type vacuole membrane.
UCUGUUACUGCUAAUAAUCCCAUGCUGCCAUAAUGUACUCUUCUGACGUUCCCCGUAACAAGCGUUUGCUCCAAUGUGCAUGUGCCAUCUUCUGGUGUCUCUUAUCUGGAGGUCCCAUCUUCGGCUUCGCUGCCUUGAAGCCGGUAUUGAUCAAGGAACAUGUCUACGAGUCUGUCUGUAACGCCACAAUUAACUCAUCCUCGUCGUCCAUGUGGAUUAUGGAAGCUCCUGCUUCCAUUUCAAAUACCGUAUUGUCUUCUGUCUUCACUACUUUGAAGGAAAAGGAAGUUGUAGCUAAAUGCACUGCCCAGGAUUUGAAGUUGAACAUGAUGUUCACCGUUGGUGCAGUUUUAACCAACGUAUCGGCAUUGGCCAUUGGUAGAGUUCUCGAUUUAUACGGCCCCAGAGUCUGUGGCUUAGUUGGUGCCUUCUUCUUGUUUCUAGCCUGUGUAGUCUUUAUCUUCGCUAAGGCCUUGUCUGAAACCUUUAUCGACCCAUACUUGUUUGGCUAUGCCUCAAUGGCAUUGGGUGGACCUUUUGCCUACAUCUCGUCGUUUCAGUUGUCGAACUCGUUUCCUAAGAAUUCCGGUACCAUUCUUGCUUUGGUCACUGGAGCCUUUGAUGCUUCCUCUGCUGUAUUCUUGUUCUACAGAAUCGCCUACAACAGCUCUGGAGGUUCUUUUGGCUUGGGAAGCUUCUUCAAGCUCUACUUGCUUGUUCCUUUAUUUAUAACUGUUGUGGAAUUCGUGGUGAUGCCUGCUGAUUCGUACAAGACUUCUCCAGACACCGAGUUAUGUGUAGACGACGAAAUUGACCACCACUUAUCACCAUCCAAUAGCGGACAUUCCCACACUGAAAACACCCCAUUGUUGGAUAGUCAAUUGGAAGUUCCACCAUCCAGAAGGCGUGAUUCGAUCGGUGAUGCAUUGAAGCAGCCUUAUGCUGACGAAGGCGAAGAGUUCUUGGUUGAACAUUCUGGUGGUGUGUUUGGUAUUUUACAUGGCUACUCAGCACAACACCAAAUCAAGACUCCUUGGUUCAGUCUUAUGUGUUUGUUUGCUACUAUCCAGAUGUUACGUAUCAACUACUUUGUCGCUACAAUCGGAACCCAGUACGCCUAUAUCUUCCAUUCGGUUCCACUUGCUACCAAGUUAAACAAGAUUUUCGAUAUCGCUUUGCCCUUGGGAGGUAUCAUCUCUGUACCUUUCAUCGGUAUCUUCUUGGACAAUUACCACACUGUGACGGUUCUCACCGGCUUAUUGAGUAUUUCGUUAGUGAUUGGUGUGUUGCAAUUGUUUGGCAACUUUACUUUAGGUGUAAUUGGCGUCUUGAUCUUUGUAGCUUAUCGUCCCUUGUUCUACACUACGGUGUCUGACUUCUGUGCAAAAGUGUUUGGCUUCGAAACCUUUGGUACAGUUUACGGUGCCAUCAUCUGUAUUUCUGGUGUCAUCAACUUUGGCCAGAGUUUGUUGGACAAGUGGACUCACACUACCUUCAAGAUGAACCCUCUUCCUAUCAACCUUAUUUUGAUAGCGAGUACCAUUGUCAUUGGUGCGGCCACCAUCAUCUACGUAGACAUUCAGGCUAGAGUCUACAGCGAGAAGAAGCGUAAGAUCGCUACCGCAGCCGCUGCUAGUGCUUAAUUUAACACUAUAAAUAUCAUAAAGCUUCCGAAGAACCACUUCCGGUAACCAUGAUUUAGACCAUAAAAGCUACUUAAAAUGUGUCUAAUUAUGCGAUCCCUGAUUGGCAACUUCUCUAAAAAAAGACGACAAUAAAUAGCAGUAAUUAAU